Messenger RNA from Tricharina praecox, 1205 nucleotides. RefSeq lists its product as uncharacterized. The transcript has 3 exons. The coding region runs from base 100 to 1020 and encodes 306 amino acids. NCBI's taxonomy places the organism in Eukaryota, Fungi, Ascomycota, Pezizomycetes, Pezizales, Pyronemataceae. The record is from RefSeq and is a predicted model, not a curated record.
CGCAGAUCCUCAAAUUGGCCCAUAUAAGGCACGUAGGUAUUGCACGUACCGGGAAUCCCCCACCACCUAACCAGACCAAACCAAAUCAAACUCGCCACCAUGUCUGCUCCAAAGAUCAUUCUCUACCACUAUUCCUACUCCCCCUACGCGCACAAAAUAUCAUACUACCUAACCCUGCGCGCCCUUCCCUUCUCUCAAUGCCCGCAGCCGCCAAUCAUGCCCCGUGCAGACCUAUCACUCCUAGGAGUAACCUACCGGCGCAUCCCGGUCGUCGCACUGGACAACCGUAUCCUCCUCAACACCUCAUUAAUCCUAUCCACGCUCGAGACUGCAUUCCCCACUGGUGCACUAGGCGGCGGGGAGGCCGCGGCGGAAUGGACCCGUUGGAGCGACAAGCUCUUCCGGUCGGCGGCGGCGUGCAUUCCCACGGGCCUGCCGGCGAUGAAGAACCCCGCGUUCCUGCGGGAUCGCGCGGAUUUCAGCGGUGGUGCUAUGAACCCCGAGGUUAUCGAUGCUAAUCGCCCCCGCGCUCUGAUGGGCGUGCAGAUGGGCUUUGAGCACACAGAGGAGAAGCUGCGGGAUGGAAGGAAGUGGAUCCUCGAUGGCUACGAGGUGUCGUUGGCGGAUAUCAACGCCGUGUGGGUCCUAGACUGGAUGCUGACGCUCCCCGGCGCGCUGGAGGGCUCAGAGAUCUCGGCGGAGAAGUAUCCGCUGACGUACGCGUGGGUUGCGCGGUUCAUGGCGCGGAUGGGGCCCGUAGCCAGGGGGACCAUCGUUUCCGGUGCGGAAGCGAAGGAGAUGAUCCUGGCCGGCGGCGGAGCUCCCGGGAGUGGCGAGGAGGUCAAGGUCGUGCCCGUCGAUACCGGGAGGAGUCAUCCCCAGGUGGGACGCUUAGUGAGAAGGGACGCAGACACGGUCACGCUGGAGGUCACACCGCCCGGGGAGAACAGGACGGUUCUGUUGGUGGUGCCGAUAGAAGGGUUUGAGUUUGAGAAAGUAGAGACGGGGGCGAGACUUUAGUUAAUCAGAUGGCUUGAUCAUUCGAAGGAGAUAACUCCGUUGUCUAUUCUGUAACUAUUAAACAAGCCGAAAAGACAUAAAACGGAUGGCGGAUCAUUCGAAGGAGCUAACCUUCAUCGUAUAGCUGUUCUAUGUAGGUAAGUACUUGUACAGUAUCUAUAAUUACAAGCCGAAAAGGCAGAAAC